AUGCUCUGGCAGAAGUUCACAGCGCAAAGGAAGCGUCUAGCCAGCCUGUUGCUGGUAGUGGCGGACCCUCCCGCUCUGCUACGUGUCGGCACGUCUGUAGUCGAGAAUGAGGACACUGCAACUGCACAAGUCGAGAGGGUACAAACUAGUGCUGACGAUCGCCAACUCGUCUCGCUUGGCCAAGAAUUAGCCAAGAAGGCCCGCGUGCUGCAGCGCUUCGAGGUGACCUGGGACCUCCCUCAAGCUUGGUAUCGGUGGCGGCAGAUUUUCCACGCGCAGCUCUUCUACCGCAUGCGCCUCCUGCAGCUCCUCUUCAUCUGCUGGCAGCGAUUCGCCCACCAGCAGCGCCGGAGCCGAUGGAUCGUCAUCAAGCUCACGAAGCAGCGCCAAGCGGUGUCAGCGCAGACCGUUUUUCUAGCUUGGAAGGAGCUCGUGGGCCGAGUCAAGCAGCUUCAGAGGGACCGCCUACGCGAGCGUGAGCUCUGGGUCUUGGUCAACACGGAGAUGGCUCGACGAGAGCGGAAGCAGCUUAAAACGCACUGGCGGGCGUGGAAAUUCCACGUCCAAGAGGCUCGACACCUGCAGGCGAGUCUGGACGCGUACCAUCGCGCUCGGCUAUUGACAAAAUACUGGCUGGUCUGGUGCCACGACUUCCGAAACGUGAUGGUCGAGGCUCAUCGCGAAACACAGCGCGUCAAGGCUCACAUGGACGCCUUCCAUCUGCGUCGCGCGGCUCGAAGUCUCCGAGAUAAUCAGCAGCGAACUAAGCGAGCGCGACUCGUGCUGGAAUACUUCGGCAACCGACACUACGAUACGUUGCUGCCGGAGGUUUUGACACGUUGGCGGAAGUGGUGUCAACGUCAGAAGCAGACUUCCCGAUGUCUCGAUGAGCUCCGACUGCGAAAGACGCAGCGUCACUUUGUCACUUGGAAGACUUGGAAGAAUACGCAAAGGUGGCAGCGAGUUGCAGUGGAUAGUCUGCAGUUGAAGAAUGUUGAACAGAGACGUCGAGAGGUUUGGACGAGGUGGAGGAGGUUCACGAAGAACCAGGUUGUGAAGGACCUGGCACUGCAGAAAGCGAUGGUCUUCCACAUCCGCAAUAGACUGCGAAGGGGGUGGCUUAAAUAUACUCAACGCGCUGUUCAACUACGCGAACAAGCUGAAGCUGCGCACGAGCAGUUGUGCGUCUUCCGAGGACAUCGAGCGGUGAGUCGCUGGCGCGACUUCAGCCGCGCGCGUCGGUUGCGUCGAUUGUAUCAGCGUUUUGUGCUGAGGAAGCACCUUCAGCUGUGGCAGUCGGCAGUAAAACACGCGAUGGCCACGCGCUUCGAUGAGUUCUUGCUGAGCUCCAAGGCGAAGAAGAUGCUGGCUGCAUGGCGACAAGUUGCAGCCAAGCACCUGUACUGGCGCCAGCUUUGUGCGUCUUUCGUGGGCAAACAGGAGACUCGAACCUCUCAGCGCUCGUUCCUGCGUUGGCAGCAGUUCGUCAACGCGAAACAAGGCAAGCGACUCGCUGCAAUGCACGCGGAGCAGAGUCUUCUGCGCAAAGUGUGGCGGUGCUGGAGCCACGCCACCUUGGCCUCUCAACUGCAGCGACACGAGCAAUUCGAACACGCCGCAGAGCACGAGGCACUGACACUGCUACGCCGAAGUCUCGGUGUGUGGCAAGCCGCCGUCAAGAAGCAACGUGAACGUCGCUUUGUGUUGCUCUCGUGUGUCGUCAAGCUCAAGUAUGUGGCCGGUCAACGCGUCCAAGAGGUCGUAUUCCGAGCGUGGAGGCGGGUGGUUGACCACGAACGUCGAUGCAGAGCAGCCCUACUCAAGCGGGACAGUAUCAUCGCCAAGCGUGCUCUUUCCUUCUGGUUCGUGAGGACUAAAGACCGGCAACGCAGACGGCAGCAGCUCGAGAGCGCUGGUAACUACCACGCGCAGCGGCUCAAGAGCGCCGUCUUCUUCUACUGGCAGACGUACGCGCUCGCGUGGCAAGACGCGGCUAAGCCCAUGGCUCGGCGUCACGACCGUCAGUUGUCAGUGCCGGCCAAACUCUCGGCGGAACCUCGACGCUCCGACGUCUUUGAGGACAGCGACGACUCUGACGCGGACGUUCGACGCCCGACGAGUCCCGUCGUGAAGCGCUUGAGGGAGAAGACGAACGCCAACAGGACGAGAACCGGUGAGGAGACUGUUGCUGCUGAGUCGUCCGAGACCGUGGCGCUGUCCGAUGCGGUGGAAAUAUCCAUGGACGUGAAGAAGCGUCUGCUGCUGCUCGGCAAGUGGAAGCCGCCGGUGAAUGGCAGGAGGUACCUGUCGUCUUCAAGUUGA
Molecule: messenger RNA, 2322 nt
Organism: Phytophthora sojae
Lineage: Eukaryota; Oomycota; Peronosporomycetes; Peronosporales; Peronosporaceae
Exons: 2
Coding region: 1-2322 (773 amino acids)
Source: RefSeq, a predicted model, not a curated record